This is a messenger RNA of Penicillium chermesinum, 2361 nucleotides long. RefSeq names its product OPT family oligopeptide transporter. Lineage: Eukaryota; Fungi; Ascomycota; Eurotiomycetes; Eurotiales; Aspergillaceae. Gene Ontology annotation, biological process: transmembrane transport. The record is from RefSeq and is a predicted model, not a curated record. Gene Ontology annotation, molecular function: oligopeptide transmembrane transporter activity. The transcript has a single exon. The coding region runs from base 1 to 2361 and encodes 786 amino acids.
AUGACUUUCACCGGCUUGUUCAAAAGACGCAAUCAGGACUCUCAGGAGUCUGUCAUCACAGAGACAAACAUGGGCGGUCAAUCAGUAGUUACUGCUACUGACGAUAUUAUGGACUCCAAGGAAGGCACUGUCGCGACUGAAACGCAAGCGAUUGAAUUAGAAAGCGAACAAAACCCAGAAAUCGCAGCCCUACCCAUCCAAGUCCGCCAGACAGUUAGCCUUGAAGACGAUCCAACACUACCGACCAUUACAUUUCGGUACUUUGUGCUUUCUAUCCUUUUUGUCGCCCCCGGUGCCUUCUUGUCGCAAAUGAGUUACUUUCGUACCACUCAGGCCCCAUAUUCUGUGUUCUUCGUCCAGAUAGCCUGUCACUAUGUGGGUCAUUUUCUUGCUAACUGGCUGCCCUCGUGGAAUGUCGGUCUUCCGGGAACGAAGUGGAUGUUCAAUUUGAACCCGGGUCCCUGGAGCAUUAAGGAGCACGUCCUGGUGACUAUCACGGCCGCAUCUGGUGCUACGUAUAACCUGGGAUAUGCCCCGAUUGUGCUGUCUGAGCUUUGGUACAAGGAACCAGUCAAUCCAGCGGUAGCCAUCUUCUUCAUGUGGGCUAUUGUAUGGAUUGGGUAUGCUUUCGCUGCAAUUGCCAGAGAGCUUCUGCUUCCCGAUCCACAGUAUCUAUGGCCACAGGCGCUGAUGCAGACCCAGCUUUUUGAGACAUUCCGUAAAACAGACAACUCAUCUCCGUUGGCCCGCCGCCAGAUGAAAGUAUUCUUUUUUGCCCUCCUCGGAAUGACCCUCUGGCAGUUCCUCCCGGAGUAUGUGUUUCCAUUCCUGUCAUCUCUCGCCUUUCUCUGCUGGGUCGCCCCGCAUAAUGCAGUCGCGAACUUCAUCGGAUCUGGCCUUGGCGGUAUGGGUUUUCUGAACCUUUCCUUGGAUUGGUCUAAUAUCAACUGGAAUGGAUCGUCGAUCUUGCUCACGCCAUUCUGGACCCAAGUCAUCUUAUUCGCGGCAUUCGUGUUCAACAGCUGGGUUCUCGUCCCCGCUGCGAAAUGGGGAAAUCUCGGCUCUUUCAAGUAUGGCCUAAUGUCUAAUGAUCUUUUUCUUGCGAACGGGACCACAUAUCCAACGCUAGAUGUUAUGACGCCAGACUACCAUCUGAACCAAACUGCCUAUGAGGAAUAUGGCCCCAUGUACAUGGGACUGCAGAACGUGUGGGGAACAUUCUUUGCCUAUGCCUCCCUCCCAGCUGCCGUCACGUGGAUUUUAACAUUUGGCUUCUUCCAAAUCAAAGACAACUUUACCCGGGCUGUCAAGUCUCGUAAGUCCAAGAGUGACUCGAACAGGACGGGCGGAAUCCAUUACCAAUACUCUGAUCGCCUAAAUGUUCUCCAAAGAAGCUACAAGGAAAUACCGUUCUGGUGGUAUGGCCUCUUGUUCCUUGUGGCCUUUGUCAUCCUGAUCACUUCCAUUGCGUGUGGAUAUCUAUGGAUCCCAAUCUGGACGCUGUUCGUUGGCCUGGCCAGUGCGGCUGUCUUUGUUCUUCCUUUUGGCUGGCUCUACGCUAUUUCGAACUAUCAACUUGAGUCUGGGUCGUUCAACGAGCUGGUCUAUGGGUAUCUGGUGCACACCAAAGCCGGUAGUGGCCAUCAACAUCCAUGCGGACCCUCCACAUAUGGUGCUAUUGCGGGUGAUGCCUGGUAUCGGGCUCAGUACAUGCUUCAAGACCAAAAGAUUGGCCACUAUAUGCACAUUCCUCCACGGGCGGUUUUUUUCUCCCAGAUCUGGGGCUCCCUGAUUGGCGUUCCUAUUAACUAUGGAGUAAUUCGCUGGAUCAUGGAUACAAAAGGCGACUACAUCUCCGGGGCUAAGACUGAUCCCCUUAACCAGUGGACUGGACAGAAGCUUCAUAAUUCGAAUACCCUUGGUGUACAAUAUGCUAUAAUUGGGCCGAAGAAGCUUUUUUCGGAACCUGAAUUACGGCCUUUGCCAUGGGCCUUCCUCGUUGGUGCAGGCGUUCCUCCCAUUCUCUAUGUGAUCCAUCGCUUUUUCCCGAAGCUGCGGGUAGAUCUCUGGAACUUCAGUAUCUUCUGUACCGGACUUUCGAUGUUCUAUGGAAAUGUCAGUACUGGUCUGACCUCUGCCAUCAUUGGUGGAUACGUUUCCAUGUACUGGGCUUACCGGCGGCACUUCGAGGUGUGGAAGCGAUACAACUACUUGGUGGCUGCCGCAUUUGAUGCUGGGUUCAACUUGAAUAUGCUCCUCAUUUUUAUAUUCUUUGGAGCCGCAAAGGAGAUCUCAAUGCCCCAUUGGUGGGGGAACAAUGCGGACUCCGUGGAGCGGUGCUUUGCUCUGAAUUCUUCAUAA